GGGCGAACGUCCCUCGCUGCUGCCUCCAGCCCCCUCACCCGGCGCUAUGACGGCCAGUGCGGAGCAGCGGGCGCGACGGCCCGGAGUCGGGGUAGGAGUAGUGGUAACUAGCAGUAGGCAUCCUGGUUGUGUCCUCCUGGGGAAGAGGAAAGGGUCAUUUGGAGCUGGCAGUUUCCAACUUCCUGGAGGUCAUUUGGAAUUCAGUGAAAGCUGGGAAGAAUGUGCUCAAAGAGAAACCUGGGAAGAAGCAGCUCUUCACCUGAAAAAUGUUCGUUUUGCCUCGGUUGUGAAUUCCUUCGUUGAGAAAGAGAAUUACCAUUAUGUCACUAUAUUAAUGAAAGGAGAGGUGGACGUAACUCACGAUUCAGAACCGAAGAAUGUAGAGCCUGAAAAGAAUGAAAGUUGGGAGUGGGUUCCUUGGGAAGAGUUUCCUCCAUCGGACCAGCUUUUCUGGGCACUACGUUGUUUAAAGGAGCAAGGCUAUGAUCCAUUUAAAGAAGAUUUGGAUCAUCUGGUAGGAUACAAAGGAAAUCAUCUCUAGAUGAACACGAAGAUUUCCUGAUUAAAAAAAUAAAAGACAAAAUAAGGUCUGCCUAGAGCAUGAAAAAUACAUUUUAUCGAAAAAGUUUCAUAUCAUUGCCAGUUGAUUUUCAGUGUCUUAAUGUACCUACCACCCUUUCAGCCAGUACUUGUUGAAGGUUUUCUGGGGUUAUGUCAUGAAUUGUAUUCGAGACUCAGAAUGGGUGAUAAAUGGCAGUGUUGUGUCUACUCUGCUUUCCCCACUUCCCUAUGGUGUUUGCCGUGUAACUCGUCCUUCCCAGUUUUCAUGGAGCGCCGUAGACUCUCCCUUCGUGUUUAGUUCAAAUAGAGGUCCUAAUCCAAAUGCGAAUACUAUGUCCCUGUACCAUGUUUAUUGAUUUUCCCCUUCUAUCUGAAACAAAAGUUUUUUGAAACUAAAGUGAACAGGAUAGGUUAUUAGGGCAUUUUCCUAGGUUUCUGAUUGGUAACCUAAACCAAGAGAAGUGAGACAAACCUUGUAGGAUCUGUAUUCUGUCAUUAAGAUUAAGAGGCCUUCUAACUUUGGAUUUCUUACUGAAUCUCUGUGAGACCUAGCAUGCUUAUAUGCAAAACAGGGAGAUUAAACUAGGGCACUGGAUCUCAAAGUGGUGUCUGGGGAAGUCCUUGAGACCUUUCAAGGAUACUCAAGAUCAAAGCUGUUUCUGUAAUACUAAGACAUGAUUUGCCUUUUUCACUCUCAUUCUUUCAUGAGUAUACAGAGGUUUCCUGAUGCUGCAUGAUGGAUGGUAUUGAAACCACCUGAAUACAAAAGCAAAUGUGAGAAUCCAGCUCUCUUCUAUCAGACCAGACAUUAAAGAAAUUUGCAAAAAUGUAAAACAGUGUCACUCUAAUCACCGUUUUUAGAAACAUGGUUAUUUUUCAUAUGGAUUUUUAUGUUAACGUGAUAGGUUUUUGUUAUUUGUAAAUUAAUAAAAAAAUUCUUAAAAUUU
This is a messenger RNA of Pteropus alecto (black flying fox), 1508 nucleotides long. It is a transcript of the gene NUDT15, whose product is annotated as nudix hydrolase 15. Gene Ontology annotation, molecular function: 8-oxo-7,8-dihydrodeoxyguanosine triphosphate pyrophosphatase activity. Gene Ontology annotation, biological process: dGTP catabolic process. NCBI's taxonomy places the organism in Eukaryota, Metazoa, Chordata, Mammalia, Chiroptera, Pteropodidae. Gene Ontology annotation, cellular component: cytosol. The transcript has 3 exons. Bases 47 to 541 code for a protein of 164 amino acids. The record is from RefSeq and is a predicted model, not a curated record.